Molecule: messenger RNA, 1915 nt
Organism: Struthio camelus australis
Lineage: Eukaryota; Metazoa; Chordata; Aves; Struthioniformes; Struthionidae
Source: RefSeq, a predicted model, not a curated record
GAGCUACCAGAAGGUGAUAAAUGGUCUGAAAACAGCUUCUGCAUCUGCUUGACACCCCGGACCCCAGCGGGUACCUUCUGGGGUCGCAUCCUGAGGCUUCGCUUCCCUCCACGCGCAGCUACCGGAAAGGGCCUGAACCGUUGCACCGCUAAUCCCACGUGAGAGGCCUUGCCGGGGAUCCCGCCACCCUUGCCCAUCCCUGAGGAACAGAAAGCGUCUCUUUGCCUGUACAGGACGGCACUACAUCGCCCUUCAUCCCCACAGGCGCCACGGAAAUACUGGUGACCAGCUUGGGCCAGCAUCAGAUCCAGGAUCACCUGCGAGAGGAGAAGGCUCGCUGCGUCUCGUGACUGAUACCCAGAAGUUUUGCUUUUCUGGCAGAGGGGAGGCAUUUGCAGGACAGCCGGCUCCCAGAGCACCCCCCAAAAACUUCUCGAUGUGACGCCCACCCAGGAUGCACCAUGUCUCCCCGGCGCCGGCUCUGACAAUGAAGGCCACCCAGAGUGUGCCCCCUCCCCCUUACCAGGACACUCCACAGAUGACGGCCACGGCCCAGCAGCCGGCCAAGGCGCAGCCCGUGCACGUCUCGGCUCCGGCGGGCGGGGGGGGGGGGUUUAGCAAAAAAGGUGUCUGGGGGUGUCCAGUGGCAAUAACGGAGGCCCCCUCUCGCUUCUGCAGGCACCCCCUCUUUCCACUGCUGACGCUGCUCUUCGAGAAGUGCGAGCAGGCGACACAGGGCUCUGAGUGCAUCACCUCAGCCAGCUUCGAUGUUGACAUUGAGAACUUUGUCCACCAGCAGGAGCAGGAGCACAAACCCUUCUUCAGUGAUGACCCCGAGCUGGACAACCUGAUGGUGAAGGCGAUCCAGGUGCUGCGCAUUCACCUCCUGGAGCUGGAGAAGGUGAAUGAGUUGUGCAAGGACUUUUGCAACCGCUACAUCACCUGCCUCAAAACCAAGAUGCACAGCGACAACCUACUCAGGAAUGACCUCGGCGGGCCAUAUUCGCCCAGCCAGGCCUCCCUCAACCUCCACCCCCAGGUAACACUGCAAAACUCCUGCAGCAGCAUUACCAGCCGCUCGCCGCUGGGAGUGAUAUCCCCCCCGUGGCGGGCGUCUGCCCUGCCACCGGGCAACCUCGCCAUGAGCGCCGGAAGCUCGCCGGCUGUUGCAGGCGGAGCCCUGUACCAGCCCGUGACGAUGGUGACGUCGCAGGGCCAAGUCCUCGCCCAAGCCAUCGCCCCCGGCACCCUGCAGAUCCCCAACGCCCAGGUGAACCUGGAUCUCACCUCACUCCUUGAUGGCGAGGACAAGAAGUCCAAGAACAAGCGAGGCGUCCUGCCGAAACACGCUACCAACAUCAUGCGCUCAUGGCUCUUCCAGCAUCUCAUGCACCCGUACCCGACAGAGGACGAGAAGCGGCAAAUUGCGGCCCAAACCAAUCUGACACUCUUGCAAGUCAACAACUGGUUUAUCAACGCCCGGCGGCGCAUCCUGCAGCCCAUGCUCGAUGCCAGCAACCCAGACCCAGCCCCAAAAGCCAAGAAAAUCAAAUCGCAGCACCGGCCCACCCAGCGGUUCUGGCCCAACUCCAUUGCCGCCGGGGUCUUGCAGCAGCAGGGCAGCAACUCCGGGACAAAUCCUGACGGCUCCCUCAGCAUGGACAGCCUACAGCCUCUCUCCUCAGCCACAGCCACCAUGGCCAUGCAGCAGGCCAUGCUGGUGGCCCAUGACGACUCCCUUGACGGUACCGAGGAGGAGGAGGAUGAAGAGGAGGAGGAAGAUGAGAUGGAGGAGGAGGAAGACGAGGAGGAGGAGCUGGAGGAAGAGCCUGGCGGCGCCCUCGGCUUGGACCACAGUGACUCGCUGGAGUAGCGAGGCGCCUGCCGUACCGCAAGGAGGACGCCCGCCCCCCAA